Messenger RNA from Anopheles funestus (African malaria mosquito), 3349 nucleotides. Its product is annotated as cytochrome P450 307a1-like. Gene Ontology annotation, molecular function: heme binding; monooxygenase activity; iron ion binding. The transcript is spliced from 3 exons. The record is from RefSeq and is a predicted model, not a curated record. The coding region runs from base 711 to 2306 and encodes 531 amino acids. NCBI's taxonomy places the organism in Eukaryota, Metazoa, Arthropoda, Insecta, Diptera, Culicidae.
AUUUUCAAGAAAUAAUAUCAUAUUUUAUGCUACAUUUAAAUACGUAGUUAAAAUAGUAACUUUAAUCAUCAGAUGCAAGACUAUGUCCGAAUUCUGGAGAUCAACAAGUACGUCCGUAUUGGGACGCCGAUUUUGGGUCGAACGAAUCCAUAAUGCAUAAUUGAUCGACCACACAGUAUCAGUGCCAUGCACCUACGUCAUCAACACCGUCGGUGCCCGAAAUUCAAACUAACCGAAAAAUAGUCCCAGAAUUUCCGGCAGUGGAAAUAACUAACCCCCGUCGUACGGUACACAGAAGUAGGUUCCAGGGGAAACAUACAAAAAAAGCGAGAUCGUUUGUGAUUGGUCCGCCUCAGCCACGACAGUAAAGCUCAUGCUCGCAAAGGUUCGUCCUGCUCAUUCUUUCAUGCAGCUGUGAAGCGAACGAAACAUUAAUUUGCAUACAAUCUUCAGUAUAAAAGGGUGCCGGAUCGAUCGAGGAGUGUAUCAAAUCAAUUCGAAAGCUUGUACCGUGAACAGUUUCUCGAUUGCAGCUUCCCGUUGUCGGAUUAUCACUUGAUAUCCUGUGCCCGUGUGCCUUUUGAAGGAGUGUUUGUACACGUGUCUUAAAGUGUUACGUGCGUACGUUUGUGUUUUGCACCAUAAAAGAAGAGUGCUGAUCGUACAUUCGUGUUGCAAACGUUGAGGGAGUGAUCUACAAUUAGUACAGCAUGGAUCGUGUAAGCGAAACGUUGUUGAGCUCUAGCAGCACGGCUUACUUGAUGGUGAGCUGCUUUCUGCUGACACUGCUGAUGCUGCUGCCCGAACUAAAGCAGAAAGUGUUCGUACGCAGUGAGGUGUUGCAGGCACUCCGACAGCUGAUCGGCAGUGUCGGAGUGUCGUUCGGAUCGGAUGACGUUAUGGAAGGCGAGCUGGUAAAGCCAGCACCUGGACCGAAAAACUAUCCAAUCAUUGGCGCACUGAAGGAGCUGAACGGGUACGAGGUACCGUAUCAAGCGUUCAGCGAGUUUGGUCAGCGAUACGGACCCGUUACGGCGUUGCGCCUCGGAUCGGUGAAUGCGGUUGUUGUAAAUGGGAUCGAAAACAUUAAGGAGGUGCUGAUCAACAAGGGUCAGCACUUUGACAGUCGGCCCAACUUCCGCCGUUAUCAACUGUUGUUUUCGGGCAAUAAGGAAAACUCACUUGCUUUCUGCGACUGGUCGGAAGUGCAGAAAGCACGACGUGAUAUGCUCGUACCACACACCUUCCCACGUAACUUCAGCGGACGGUUCGAUGAGCUAAACACAAUCGUUGUGGACGAAAUCAGUCAUAUGCUCGGUACGGUCAGGGAUGCAACCACGCUCGAAAUUAAGCCACUAGUGCUAGCGAUCUGCGCUAAUGCGUUCUCACAGUACUUCGGCAGCCAUCGCUUUGAGGUGGAAGAUAAACGCUUCCAGCAGCUGGUGCGUAACUUCGACCAGAUCUUCUAUGAAGUCAAUCAGGGCUAUGCGGCUGACUUCCUGCCGUUUCUGCUACCGCUGCAUCGUCAGAACCUGCGCCGCAUGGACCGUCUGGCGGAGGAGAUACGCACGAUCAUCUUGGAGACGAUCAUUGGUGAUCGGUAUGAGCGGUGGGGCGAAGGUAGCGAACCCUGUGAUUACGUUGACAGUCUGAUCGAACACGUCAAGGCAGGUCGCGGCCCGGCCCUCGAAUGGGAGACGGCACUGUUCGCUCUAGAGGACAUCAUCGGUGGACAUUCAGCCGUCGGUAACUUCCUGGUGAAAACAUUCGGAUAUAUCGUUCAGCACCCGGAGGUACAGCAACGUAUCCAGGCCGAGGCAGAUGACGUGCUGGAGCGACACGGUCGGCAGGUGAUCGAGCUAACCGAUCGUGCCGAAAUGCCAUACACGGAAGCGGUCAUCAUGGAAGCACUACGCUUGAUUGCGUCCCCGAUCGUACCGCACGUUGCCAACCAGGACAGCCAGAUUGGAGGUUUCACCGUGGCCAAGGAUACGCUCAUCUUCCUCAACAACUACGAUCUCAGCAUGUCGCCUCAGCUUUGGGACGCACCGGAAAGCUUUCGACCGGAGCGCUUCUUGCAGCAGGGACGUGUGGUGAAGCCGGAUUUCUUUAUCCCGUUCGGAGCCGGGCGGCGUUCCUGCAUGGGCUACCGGAUGACGCAACUGCUUAGCUUCUCCAUCAUUGCGAACCUACUGCGGUCAUACACAAUUGCCCCAAUCGAGGGACAGGACUAUCGUGUACCGGUUGGAUCGUUGGCAAUGCCUGAGCGGUCCUACAACUUUAAGGUGGCGGCACGCAGCUGCUAAAUGAUGAGCAGAUCGCAACUACCAUUAUCACUACUACUAUUCCUGCUACUAGACGGCCCAUCCAAUACUCAAAACACCGUGACAGAUCGGUUGAUCAUAUGUAGUAGCGCAAGGCCAGGGAUGGCCUCUUCCGGGAAGGAUGCCUACUAGCGGUUUUCUAUACGAUCGACGACACAGAACUGAUUAGUCGUCGAGAAGCAGAAAAACUCGCUGAGGCUAUCGAAUUUCGAGGUCACGGACAACUUGUGGAAGAGCCAGCAGAACAGAGUGUAAGGUUGAGGUUGAAUUGUGAAAUUAUGUUAGUAUUUUUUUUUUUGCUACUUUUAUGUAUACUUCUUCCACUCCAAUGCGUGUAUUUAUGUUGAUCAUGUGUGUAUAUUACGAUAUUUGAGCUGCUACCACAGCAGGUGCACUUUAGAGCACAAGUGCUUCGCACGUUGCGUGUACGUUUGUUGGUAGAGUGCUCAUAUUUUUGUUAAAUUGCCAUUGCUUUGCUGUGAUGUAGUAGAGAAAGUGCUUCCUCCACACGAGGGAAGGAUUGUAACGAAUUGGGGAAACAUUGCGAGCUUAGGAGAGAAUCGGUAGGGUUAAAGUAGUUAGCUUCCGAUGUAGGACAGCAGUGGACUAAUUCACUUAAAAUGUGCCCUGCAUCUUAGCGACAAACUGAUUAGCGUGUAAGAAUAGGCUGAUGAAACGGAGUGACUGAGUGUUGCUGUGCGUGAAAUUGAAUCUGACUCUGCUGCCCUACAUAGCAAGUGGCUGGCCAAUAGCACCAGUAAGACAGCCUACUUCCUCUCUAGAUAAUUCGGUAUGACUGCCAAAGAACUUGAAGGGCCAGGUUGAUACACCAUGAUAUUGUUUCCGAUGCGUUAGCAUGAGCAUUAGAAAAGAUAGCGGAAGUGGCAGAAUCUUCUUACGUACCAUAGCAAAAUGACCGUCGAGGUGCAGUGGAGUCCGUCAGUAAUAUUACUUCAGUUAGGAAAUGCUAGAUCAAAUGUAUCAUCUUUAGAAUAGUAGAAGUUAUUUCAAAAAUACAUACAUAU